ACUUAAUAAGUUAAUCAUUGAGAGAUGAAAGAACAUUAAAAAAACAGUCAAGACGUUUGGAGGAGCACAGUUAUAUAUACAUUUCUAAACAGCACAGUAUUUCAGCAUUUGUCUUAGGAUAACCAGGAAAAUGUUAAGAUGAAUUUGAACAUUUUAUGUAUUUUAAUGAUGCCUUAAUUUCUUCAAUAAUUUAUGGAAAUGAAAGACUAUAAUUAAAAAAGUUAUUUAUUAUUAUUAUUAAAAAUUUGUUAUUUUCCAUAAUCCUCACACUGCUUUUAUCUUUCUUUUUAAUAUCAUUAGCAAUAUAUAUUUAGCCCUCGCACAGUUUUAUUUUGCCCUAAAAUAACUCCAACACAACAUAUGGACACACAGACAGACAAUCACACAACAGUAUUUAUUGAGCUUUAAAUUCACCGUGUUCUUUUCCCUGAAGUUUAAUUGCACCUGUUAACAUGACCAAACCAGUUCUGGUCACUAUAUGUCCACUCAUGCACCAACCGGUUAAUUAUUUACCAGUUUAAUUGAUAUGUCCACAAGGGUCUCUCUCUCUCUCCCCCUUUCUCACACACACUCAGAACACAUGCACAUACAAGGAGAGGUGAGAGAGGUUUUGGUGUCCUAGUAAAUGUGGCGCAGUCUGUCAGUAAUGGAGGUGCUACAUCUAUAUGCUGCAUUCGUGCUUCUUCGGAGUUGGGUGUCUGGUAUACUCAUUACUAAAGAUGCACACGUUACAUGUCUAUUCUACGAAGACUGUGUGUUACCCUGCAGUUUCAGGCCUACUGGGGCUGUGGUUAUCCACUGGUACAAACAACAGAUCCCCGUCCACAGCUACUACUACAAUAAAGACCAAUACGGACUUCAGAACAAACACUUCAGUGGACGGACAAACCUGUUUAACUCUCAGAUCGCGCAGGGAAACGCCUCGCUGGUGCUGAGGAAAGUUAAGGUCCAGGAUCAGGGGAGAUAUAAGUGCUACACCAGCACCAAGAAGGGAAACCAGGAAACCUUUGUUAACCUAGGGGUGAAAGCCCUAAUUCAAUUUGUGAAGCUUGAGAUGGUGGAGGACAGGGUCACAUGUUUGUCCCAGAACAUCUAUCCAGCUCCUGAGGUCACCUGGGCCACUGAACCUGCUAGUGCUAUCAGAAGCCUCCAGAACGUGACUCGUAAAACAUCAGACACCAAAGGUCUCUUCACCGUGGAGAGCACCAUCAACAUGACGGGCAACAUCUCUGACCACACAUACUUCUGCUCUGUUGUCUCAGCAGAUGGAGCGCAGGUCUGGACCGCAUCACUGAAACACCAAGAUGAGUUGUUUGGUGAAGAAGGUGCCGGACUCAUGGUCCCCUGCGUGGUGCCUCAACCUCGCCACAAUUUUACCCUUACUUGGUCUUUCAUCAGAAGCACAGAAUCCACCGUCAUCUUUAACUACGACAGCCGGACUCGCCGGAUCGCUAACUUGUGGGAAAGUAAAGCUGAAUUAGACAUAGAUCAGGCUCAUCUAGGCAACGGUUCUCUUUAUCUGCUUAACCCAGAGAGCUUGGGACACUCUGGUGUUUAUUUGUGCACAUUUUAUGGCUUUCAAAUGAGACACCAGGUUCAAAUACCUGUCAACGUUACAGUUCGACUAUCAGAUGAUGGUGAAUAUGACUGUAGGAGGUCGUGGUGGGGGACUGCUGCAUCUGUCUUCAUAUUUCUCAUCACUAUAUCUGUAGCCCUCUCACGAUGCUUUAGGAUGAGAGGUGAACGACCUGUACAAACCCAUUCAGAAGUCCAUAAAAGAAUCAAAAGACAUGGCAACACAACUGGUCAAAUCAGACACAGGCACAACGGUUUAGAUUCUGUACAGACAGAAAUUCCCAAAGCACCAUCUAAAACAACUGAACAACUUGAAGCACAUGCUGAAAAUGAUCUAACACCUACAUCAACAGAGCGAAAUACCUGCUUGGUUACGGGUGAUUUGUCUUUAUCUGACACAUCAUUGGAAAACAAUGAAUCCAGAUCACAAACACCAACGUAUGGCAUCAUAACUCUGUUCACAGAUAUAAUUACAGAAGCAGGUGAUAAUGAAGAAAUCGAGAAACAUGAACUUGCUCCUGAUAUAUCUGAUUCACAUCAUUCAGAAGAUGGCAUAGAGAUGGACUGUACAGUAACUCAAAACAAUGAUGUGUCGGCAAUGCCUGAACACUCACAGAUAAAUGGCUUCAGGUGAUUGAUCUUUACUGAAUUAUUUUAUUGGUGCUGGAUAAUUAUAUUAAAGGCGGGGUGCAUGAUCUCUGAAAGCCAUUGACAUUUGAAAUCACCUAAACAAACACGCCCCUACCCCAAUAGAAUCUGGACCUUUUUUUGAUAGACCCACCCCACACAUACGCAACCCAGGCAACGAUGUCAGUUAGUAGACACGCCCCUUACUGCUGAUUGGCUACAAGUGUGUUUUGGUACUCGGCCCGACUCUCUUUUCCAAAGCGUUUCUCAAAAAUCAUGCACCCCACCUUUAACUCGAUUUCAAUUUUCAUUCCUGAAAUAUAUGCAGUAGUUGAGUAAAUAAUGAUGCUGGGGUUUUGAAGAAUAGUCAAACAUGCUAACAUGUUGUCAAAACGUUUGUUUUUCCAAACUCAAAUGUCACUUUUAGUCCAGUAAGGUUUUAUUAUAGGUAUUAUGUUGUUAUAAUUUACAUUUCUUUAUGCUCAUAGACCUACAAAUUAGACAUUUGAAAUGACAUUUACAUUUUUUUUUUUGAACUAUGUUCAUUUGUGAAUUAUUUAUCUCUGUUUUAAAAUGUUUAAGAUUAAGACUCAUUCUUACAGUUAUGUGACUUAUGUGAGAUGCAUGAAUAAAUAAAGUUCAAAACAGAGGAAUGGGAGGGGUGUGA
This is a messenger RNA of Misgurnus anguillicaudatus (oriental weatherfish), 2869 nucleotides long. Lineage: Eukaryota; Metazoa; Chordata; Actinopteri; Cypriniformes; Cobitidae. The record is from RefSeq and is a predicted model, not a curated record.